AGGGCGUUUAUAAUUAUAUCUAAUUAUAUCGAGUCACUACCUACAUUUUGCACUGUCCCUCGAUCUGAGCCAGGCCGUCUAAAAUGAAGAAACAUCUCAUUCAUCUGGGUUACAUUGUCCUGGUUGUAACUGCACACUUGACAGCUCAGUCUCAAGGUACAAAUCCAUCACUCACACUGACUGUUGAGGGAGGAGGGAGUCUGGUUGGUGAACAAUGUCCUGGAACUGUCAAGAUCUCAUGCAUUGGAAUCGACUUGUCGAUUUUAAGGUGGAGAUUCAAUGGGAGCACAGAUGUAGUAACAUUUUUCUCAGACAAUGUGGCACCUUCUCCAUUCACAAAUAAUCCAGCAUUUAUAAGUGCCAAGCUACUGUCUGCAGCACCAGAUCAUCUGGAUCCAAACUUUGCUAACUUUUCUUCAGAACUUGUUGUAGAUGUGUCAAAACUGGAGACAGAGAGUGUAACAAGUAUUACUUGCGGUGAGCCAGAUACUUUCAAAAUGAUUCCAGUAGAUGUUGAGAUCAUACAACAAACUGAGCCAGAGAGUCCCAAUGGAACUAAUGUGACAGCUCUCUAUGAAGAUGGAUCCUUGACAGAUGUCACUGUUUCUUGGGAAAAACUGGAAGCACGUUGUCCUGUAUUUCAGUCUUCUUUAGUUUAUCAAGUUCAGUUUGGCUUUAGUGUCGUUGCAGUAAAUCACACAAGCUGUGGAGAAGUGUGUAUCGUCAACUUCCAGAAUUUUUCUGAUGCUUCUGAGGAGGAUAGGGUAUCACUAUCUGCUGUGAAUGUAAUCGGGGCCAGUAAAGUUGUUGAACAUUCAACCCUCAUCGUGAAACAAAGCAGCUUCUACUUCACACCUAUUUUCCUUUCAAACGAUUGUCUGUUUACUUGUGAAUGCUUGUCAAAUGGAAGUCUGGAUAUAGACAGUUGCAAUGUGUUGUACACGACUGACUCGAUGUACAGGGAUCCAACGAUGAUUGUUUCUCCACUCAAUACGCAAUUUGAAAUAGCUGAAAUUACCACUGACAGAGUCUAUUAUUUUGAGUUCUCCACGUCUGUGAAUGUCACUCUGCUUGUUAGGAACAGACUUACUGAAAAAGCAAUAUCAAGUCCGAGGUUCAGUGCAGUGGUUAUAGUUUUCCUUGCUCUAACCAUUUUGCUUAUCACUGUCGGAACAGCAUUUGGUAUAGUUAUCUGUGUUACAAAGCCGCAGGGGAUUAAAACAAAGAUUGUUUUGUUGGUAUAUCUCUUGGGAAUGUUGAGCUUGAUUUUUCUAGUUGUUUUCUCCAUUAUCACUGGUGUUCAACAAGACACAUGCAGUCUGGAUUGGAGCAGAGCACGUGAUGCAUUGGUCAUCGUAGCCUUUCUGUUUGCUCUAUUUGGAAAUGCUCUUCUGGUCUGUUUCCUGCUUGCCUCUUGCCAACAGAAAAAGUCCCAGAUGAAUUUGCAGUUUAGCGAAGAUUCCCAGACCAACAUGCAUAGUAUCUCAGAACAAACGGACGCAAUAGCUGAGGAGAAGACAAACAACACUUCAGGGGAUAAUGCACAUUCGGAGAAUAUAAACGGAGAGCUGGAGUCUAGUCAAAACAAAAAGAAGAAAUUCACUGUCUACAAAGUUGUGGUCAGACUUGAGGAUAGGUCGUACUUUGUGUUCAGAAGGUACAGUGAAUUUGAAACUCUUUUUGGCGAAAUUAAGAAGAAGUACCCAUCCAGGGAUAAACUGGUGAAAUUGCCGGGGAAGAAAGUCUUGAAGAGCAAAUUUGAUCCGAAUUUGAUCGAUGAACGUCGCAUUGGGCUGCAUGAUUUCAUUAUCAACCUCAUGAAUAUCCCCAACAUCCUAGAGUUUCUCCCGGUUCGUGAAUUCCUUGCCAUCGACGACCCACGUUCAGCACUCCCCAUCAACGACGAGCCGGCAGACGAACAGAAAGUGAAAGAGGCGGCAAGGGGGGAGCUUGGUGAGAAGGAGGACGCCACUGCCAAGAUCACUGACCUUGACCUGCUCAAAGUUAUUUGGAAGGGAACCUUCGUGAAAGUAUACCUGGGUCGACACAAGGAAACUGGUGCUUUCUAUGCCAUCAAAGUCCUGCAAAAGGAAGCAAUCAUCAAACGCAGCGAGGUUGAACUCAUCAUGGCAAAGAGAAGCAUCGCGAUCCACCCGUUUCUAGUAGGCCUACAUUGCUCCUUUCAGACAAGGACCAAGCUAUAUUUUUUGUUGGAAUAUGUAAAUGGUGGAAGGCUGUCCUCUUAUCAGGAAAGGCUGGAAUAUGUAAAUGGUGGAAGGCUGUCCUCUGAUCAGGAAAGGCAGAAAAAUAAUGUGUUUGAUGAGCGCAGUGCAAGAUUCUAUGCUGCCGAGAUCACCUCCGCCCUCGGGUACUUGCACAGUCUCAAUAUUAUUUAUUGGGAUCUCAAACUUGAAAACAUUCUACUAGACACUAACGGGCAUAUCAUGCUAACAGACUUUGGACUCUGCAAAGAAGAGGUCAAAUUUGGAGAGGCAGUAACAACUUCUGGCACUCCCUCAUACCCUGCCCCUGAGGUGCUCAAAAAGAAAGAGUACGGUUACAGCGUCGACUGGUGGUGUCUGGGCGUGGUAACCUACGAAAUGCUGUACGGGCUGCCACCGUUUUAUUCUGAAGAUGUUGCUCAAAGGCACAGUAAAAUUUGUCAGAUGUCACUAGAUCUGCAACUACACAUCACGUUCAGUGCUCGAGACUUGCUCGAAAAAUUGCUACAGGACAAACGUGAUCGAUUAGGUGAGAUUGGUGAUGCUAAAGACAUCAAGGCUCACUUAUUUUUCAAGUCCAUCAACUGGGAUGACCUGUUUGAUAAGCGAUUGAAGCCUCCUCCGUUCAACCCUCCGGUAAAGAAUGCCCUCAAACUCGGACCAUUUGGGUCCGAGCUUACUGCCAAGGCUAUUUCUGGCGCACAGAAACACGGCACAGUGGGUUUGCCAUGUGUGAGCAUUGCUGACGACACUUUUAGUGUAAUGAACUAGAUACCAAGUAUUUGUGUGCUCAACGACUGUGUAUCAUUAGUCUGCGAAGCUUAACGUUCGAGUUUCAAUUCAAUGUUUGUAGAUCUAUAAUUAUUGCAUUCAAAUGUGUUUUUCUCAAAUUUUGAUCUAUCUGCACAAAAAC
Halichondria panicea is the source of this 3135-nucleotide messenger RNA. RefSeq lists its product as uncharacterized. Gene Ontology annotation, cellular component: nucleus; cytoplasm. The record is from RefSeq and is a predicted model, not a curated record. Bases 84 to 2993 code for a protein of 969 amino acids. Gene Ontology annotation, molecular function: phosphatidylinositol binding; protein serine/threonine kinase activity; ATP binding. Gene Ontology annotation, biological process: protein phosphorylation. NCBI's taxonomy places the organism in Eukaryota, Metazoa, Porifera, Demospongiae, Suberitida, Halichondriidae. The transcript has 15 exons.